AUAAAAGGCGGAGGUACCACUCUUACUCCAGCAGCAGAACGAGAGUGACUGAAGCGGCCAAAGGGCUGGGUGGCUUGGGUUUACAAGUAACCCGUUCGCCUAGCCGAGGAGUCGCUCAAUUCGGAUAUUCAUCUGGGAAAGAUAUACCACCCUGAAGGACUCUUACACCCCCAGAUUAUCCGACAUGAUGUAUCAGGGCUUCACCGCUGACUACGACGCGUCUUCCUCCCGCUGCAGCAGCGCUUCUCCGGCUGGGGAUAGUCUUACAUACUAUCCAUCUCCAGCGGACUCUUUCUCCAGCAUGGGCUCGCCUGUCAACGCACAGGAGUUCUGCACAGACCUAUCUGCCUCGAGUGCCAACUUCGUUCCCACAGUGACUGCUAUCUCCACAAGUCCAGACUUGCAGUGGAUGGUCCAACCAACUCUGAUCUCCUCAGUGGCUCCUUCCCAAAAUCGAACCCAUCCCUACGGGCUCCCUGCUCCUCAAACUGCUGGUGCCUACUCCAGGGCUGGGAUCGUCAAGACGCCAGGAAGCAGAGGGCAAAGCAUUGGCAGAAGGGGCAAAGUUGAGCAGCUGACGCCAGAAGAGGAGGAAAAAAGGAGGAUCCGGAGGGAGAGGAACAAGAUGGCAGCCGCUAAAUGCCGCAACCGGAGGAGGGAACUGACUGAUACCCUGCAAGCGGAGACCGACCAGCUGGAGGAGGAGAAAUCUGUGCUGCAGACUGAGAUCGCCAACCUGCUCAAAGAGAAGGAGAAGCUGGAGUUCAUCCUGGCCGCCCAUCGCCCCGCUUGCAAGAUCCCGGAGGAACUACAGUUCUCGGAAGAGCUCGCCGUCUCCUCUCUGGACCUGCUAGCUGAGGCCCCGGUGCCCAACUCUCCUGAAUCCGAGGAGGCCGCUUUCGCCCUUCCCAUGCUGCAGGAGCCGACCCGGGCCGAGCCUGCCAAGGAGAGCAGCGGCCUGGAGCUAAAGGCCGAGCCUUUCGAUGAGUUCUUUUCGCGCUCCACUCGCGAGAUGCCUCGCUCCGUCCCCGACAUGGACCUGUCCGGCUCUUCUUCCUUCUAUGCGGCGGACUGGGAGCCCCUGGGGACCGCAGGCAAUGUGGAUCUGGAGCCGCUUUGCACUCCGGUGGUGACCUGCACGCCCUGCCCCAGCGCCUACACCUCUUCCUUCGUCUUCACGUAUCCGGAGACCGAUUCUUUCCCUAGCUGUGCAGCCGCGCACAGGAAAGGGAGUAGCAGCAACGAGCCUUCUUCUGACUCGCUCAGCUCGCCGACUCUGCUGGCCUUGUGAAGGGUCUGGAUCCAGAGCCACAACUACGGGGCUAGGGGCAUCACCAUGGUGGAGACCGAGCCCAUCCCCCUUGCUGCUGCUGCAUGGGGCCUUAGGCUGCAGAGGAGCUGCUCUCUCCUUCCUGUGGAGAUCCCAUCCAAGGCGUAGGGAAGACGAAAUUCCUCCAUUCCGGAGGUUGGUACCGGCAGCCCAUUUGGAGCUAAAUGACUUUGUUGAAGAGCUGAUCCGCAGCCUGCCACAAGGCCUGAUACCUCUUCCAGAGAUGUAGCAAAUCGCAUGGAAUAUGUCUUGUCCCCAUCAAUGAGAACUAGUAGUUUUGUAGCAUGUUCAACAUGGCUGGGUGGUGACUCCCUUCCCUCCUCUUUAAUAUUAACUAGCAUUAACUAAUUAAUCUGUUGGUUUAAUGACUGGGAUUUUUAAUAUGGUGCUGGGUAUCUUCAACUCGUAUCUAGUGCAGCUGACUAACAGUAACUACUGUGCUCCCGGCAAUAUCGUGUUUUGAUGACUUAGCAAUGACCCAACUUAACUGCAAAAAGAGACUAUUUUAUUUUUUAGUAGAUUAAUAAAUAGCUAUGUUGUCCAUGUACUAAAGUUCUCCGUGUACAUCAAUGUUCAUUGUAACUUUAACUGAUCAUACAUUGUUGAAGUGGUCCGAAUGGUUUGACAUAAGUUUUCCAUGAAAACGUUUUUAUUGUGUUUUUAAUUUAUUUAUGAAUAUAUUUAUAUUUUUAUUUUAAUUUUUUCUACCUUGAGGUAUUAACAUGUGGAAAGUGAAU
Molecule: messenger RNA, 2067 nt
Organism: Rhineura floridana
Lineage: Eukaryota; Metazoa; Chordata; Lepidosauria; Squamata; Rhineuridae
Gene: FOS
Product: Fos proto-oncogene, AP-1 transcription factor subunit
Exons: 4
Coding region: 185-1291 (368 amino acids)
Biological process (GO): regulation of transcription by RNA polymerase II
Cellular component (GO): nucleus
Molecular function (GO): RNA polymerase II cis-regulatory region sequence-specific DNA binding; DNA-binding transcription factor activity, RNA polymerase II-specific
Source: RefSeq, a predicted model, not a curated record